GCCGCUGGGAUUUAUUUUAUCAUUAUCAUUUUUCUAAACAUUAUUUUGAUUUACCAAAUAUUAUGAUGUUCUUUAUGGGCUUAGUUUUCAUGUUGUUCUUUUUUUAUUGUAUACAUACUUAUAAUUAUUGGUCAAGGCGUGGUGUCAAGCAAAUUAGUUUAUUUUCGUUACUACGUAUGUUCAAGUUACAGUGUCUGAAUCAGGUUAGCGAGGUAGAGUUGUACGAGAACCUUUACGCUGCGAAUUCCAAUGAAAAGAUUGUCGGAUUUUAUGUUUUUACUUCACCAGUACUCAUGGUCAGAGAUCCUGAAAUAAUCAAAUAUGUCCUUAUAAGAGACUUUGAUACAUUCUACUCAAGAGGAAUUUUAGAACUAGACAAAGAGCCUGAACCAUUUCUCAAUCAAAUAUUUUUUAGCGUAGGUGACUUGUGGAAAUUAUUAAGGAAAAACAUUUCGCCUGCCUUUUCUACCGGAAAGAUCAAGGGAAUGUUUCAUCAAAUCUUGGAAAGAGCGGAAAAAUUGCAACAUAUUGCAUGUACAGCGGAUAAAGGUGAAAUCGAUGCUGUAGAUUUAGUGAAACGUUACUCUGUAGACGUCGUUGGAGCUUGCGGAUUAGGUAUCGAUUUGAAUACCUUAAAUGGCGAACAUGAAGUGGUAUUGAAACUGUGUAAACGAUUUUUUAAGCCCACAAAAAGAGAUAUACUUGUGUACUUAUUGAAACUAAACAUGCCGGCUAUAUUUAAGCAUGUCCACAUUAUUUCAUCUUUUCUUGAAGAUACUACUAAAGCUGUGGUGGAUAUUAUUAUGAAACAAAGAAAUAAUGAGCCCUCCGACAGGAAUGAUUUUGUAGAUUUACUUUUGAAGUUAAAAAAGAAGGGUACGAUGGUUGGAGACUCUUUGACACGCAAGAAUGUUGACGGUUCCCCUACUAAGACGGAGGUGGAGUUUACCGACGCACUACUGACUGCUCAAGUGUUUAUGUAUAUGGCCGCCGGGACUGAUACGACGACUUCUGCGACAAGCUACACACUGUACGAGCUCGGUCACCAUCCUGAAUACCAGAGAAAAUGCCACGAAGAAAUUGACUUCGUGCUAGCGCGUCAUGGGAACCAAUUAACUUAUGAAGCUAUUAAGGAAAUGAAGUACCUCGAAGCCUGCUUCCGGGAAGCAUUGCGCUUGUUCUCGCCAACUGGCAACUUUAUGCGCAAAUGUAUGAAGCAGUACACCAUCCCCGGCACUAAUGUCACGCUCGACCCCGGCGUGUUGGUAGUCGUCCCGGCGCAGGCGGUGCACAUGGAUCCUCAGUAUUUCCCCGACCCUGAGCGGUUCUGUCCUGACCGCUUCUACGGAGAACAUGCAACCUUCAAGGAUGCUUACAUGCCUUUUGGUAAAGGACCUAGAGCAUGCAUUGGUGAGCAUUUGGCUUACAUUCAGUCGCUGGUGGCUGUGGCAGCGGUGCUACGUCAAUCUUGUGUAUCGCCGGUUGGCGAGCGGCCUAGCCGUGUGCCACGGGAUCUCAACACCACCAUCAUACAGAAUAUUAAGGCUCCACUACGAAUCAAAGUUACGCUACGUACAAAUUCAAAUGAAAAUAUUAAUAAAUUAUAAUACUCAAUAUAAUGAAUGUAGAGGAAGCGGUCUCUACUCUAUGCUCGUCGUGCCCACCAUCAAAUUAUUCAAUAAAUAAGGUAGAUUUUCCAUUGUAUCACGAUUAAUUUAUUUUUAUUUUUUAUUUAAAUUAUAAGUUCCAAAAAGUUUAAUAUUAUAAAUCACAAAGGCAGGACGAGGUUAUGUGUGUGACCACGUUUUAGAUUGUUAUUUUUUAAAUGUUACG
Messenger RNA from Leguminivora glycinivorella, 1833 nucleotides. Its product is annotated as cytochrome P450 6B6-like. The transcript is spliced from 3 exons. The record is from RefSeq and is a predicted model, not a curated record. Gene Ontology annotation, molecular function: iron ion binding; monooxygenase activity; oxidoreductase activity, acting on paired donors, with incorporation or reduction of molecular oxygen. NCBI's taxonomy places the organism in Eukaryota, Metazoa, Arthropoda, Insecta, Lepidoptera, Tortricidae. Bases 63 to 1607 code for a protein of 514 amino acids.